CGCGGGUCCGAUCCUAGUUUUUAGAGGUAAAAAGUAAAGUUGCAAAAUUUGUUAGAAUGUUAUUUUUUUGCUCGAAACUAUAAUUGCACUAUUUUUCCUUUCUUUCCCCAAACCUAAAACGCAGCCUCCUCCUUUUUUUUUCUCUCUGAAAUUUGCUAUUUUUCUUCUUUCUUCCCUCAAAUCUCUCUCUCUCUCUCUGACUUGUGCGUGUUCUCUCAAAUCCUCUAUAAUCUCUCUCUCUCUGUGACUUGUGCUCUGAUAAGAAUCAAUGGCGAAGGAAUUAGCAGAGAAAGCUAAAAAAGCUUAUUUAGAAGAUGACUUCGAUGUUGCUGUUGACUUAUACUCCAAAGCCAUUGAGUUGGAUCCCAAUUGCGCCGCCUUCUUCGCCGAUCGUGCUCAGGCCAAGAUCAAAACCGAUAACUUCACUGGAGCUGUUGCAGAUGCGAACAGAGCCAUCGAGUUAGAACCAACAUUGGCAAAAGCCUACCUCAGAAUGGGCACUGCUUGUAUGAAGCUAGAAGAAUAUCGUACUGCUAAAGCAGCCCUGGAAAAGGGCGCUUCUGUUGCACCGAAUGAACCAAAAUUUAAGAAGAUGAUAGAUGAAUGCGAUCUUCGCAUUGCAGUGCCACCAGGUUUGCUUCCACCAGCUCCAACUCCUGCAGCACCUGCCGAGCCGAUGUUCAUACACGAGUUCUACCAGAAACGAGAAGAAGCAGUGGUGGCAAUUUACGCCAAAGGAAUACCAAAGGAGAAUGUAUCUGUCAAGUUUGGUGAGCAGAUUCUGAGUGUUGUCAUUGAUGUUGCCGGAGAGAAAGCUUAUCAUCUCCAGGCGAGAUUGUUUGGGAAGAUAAUACCAGAGAAGUGUAGAUAUGAAGUAUUGACAACCAGAGUUGAGAUCCGUCUUCCAAAAGCUGAGAGAAUCCUGUGGCCAGCCCUUGAAUAUGGCAAAGGGCAAGUUGUUUUGCCCAAACCCAAUGUCUCAUCAGCGUUCUCACAGAGACCAGUGUACCCAUCUUCUAAUCCUAAAUCUGCUGGAUCUAAAAAUGUAAGACUUUUUACAAUGGAGCCGCACAAUCCUAUAUCUGAUGAAUCUGCUGGAUCUAAAAAUGAUAAGUCCAUAAAGAGAAACCACGUAUCUGAUAGUGAAGAUCAUGCCGAUGGAUCAAAGAAACUAAGGAAGUGCAAAACUAUGAAGCAAAAGUCUAUGAAUAAAAUUGAUGAAGAUGAAAAAAUUGAUCAAAAAAAUGAAAUCAUUGAAUUGUCGAGAUCUAUCAAAGAACUGACUGAAGCUGUAAAAAGCCUUCCGGAAAUUCUGUUAACUAUAUUAAAGGACAGAGAAACAACCCCAGAGGAAAACGAGGAGGAAGAGAUGAUGCAUCGGGGCUGUUCUUUGCAUAUUCCGAAGAAUGACUGUGUUGAUUGUCAAAAAGUGGGGGUUUAUCACAAUAAGCAAACCAUUUUGGUUAUGGGGUUUGAAAGUUUGCGUCUUCCUCAGGAUCAAGUGAAGAAAAUGUUUCGUGAUUUAUUCGGUUCAUGUGGAGAGAUCACAACGCUUACUGUUCCCAUAAAUUACAAAACCGGUUUUCCCAUGGGAUUCGCUUUCAUUAAUCUGAAAGAUGGCCAGGGCGUUGAGAAGGCGUUGAAAUUGCAUUAUUCUGAAUUGGAAGGAAUACCGCUUGUGGUCACGUUGGCUCAAGAGAGACACUUAGGUAAAAUCUAUCACGGGUGUGAGCGUUGUAUGAGUGAAACUUCUGCUCGAAUGGAUCUACCUGAUGAACCUGAGGUGCACCCAGUUGCUAGGUUUCCGAGAUUAAGCUUUUGUUAAAGGAAUAAGUUGGUCAUGUCUAUUACUGCUGCCUCUUCCUUUGCUCGGUCCAUAGCUACCAAGUACCAACCGCUAAUAUUGGUCGUUUUACCGUUGCUGCUCUCGUCCAGCUACAUCGAAACUAUAUUUAUUGUCUACUUUAUAUUUUUAUUUGAUGUAUUCGACUGCGUUUAAAUCUUAUUAUGUUUUGUUGUUAUGUAAAACGACCUGUUCUUUGUGGAAAUUUUUUAUUGUGGUCUUGAAACAGUAGAUUUAAUCCAGAGAUUUUUAACUGAAA
Molecule: messenger RNA, 2102 nt
Organism: Arabidopsis lyrata subsp. lyrata
Lineage: Eukaryota; Viridiplantae; Streptophyta; Magnoliopsida; Brassicales; Brassicaceae
Product: protein SGT1 homolog A
Exons: 15
Coding region: 269-1825 (518 amino acids)
Biological process (GO): protein stabilization; defense response to fungus
Cellular component (GO): cytoplasm; nucleus
Molecular function (GO): RNA binding; protein-folding chaperone binding
Source: RefSeq, a predicted model, not a curated record